UUCAAAGCAAGAAUGACACAGUUUGACCUUUCCAACACGGAUAGUUCCAACGGUACGUUUCGAGGUUUCUAUACGCUUUUUUGGAUUGCUAUGGGCCUCUACGUUAUCCAAACGGUCGUACGAUGUUAUGAACAAGAAGGCAUACUAUUAAGUCUGGGCUUUUUUCGGCUAUUUUCAAAGGACGGGUUUACCCUCUUGAUUUCGGACAUGAUUAUGGUUUCCAUGACAACGUUUAGUGUUUUGUUUUCCAAAUUAUUCGUAUGGAAUGUUUUGCCAUAUGAAACGGUAGGAUACAUUGUCCAACACACAUGUCAGGCAUUUUUCUUAUUUGGGAAUAUUUAUUGGACAAUUUGGAGGGAAUGGCCUUGGGUUCAGUCUGGCUUUUUUACGAUGCACACCAUAGUAAUGAUGAUGAAGAUGCAUUCGUAUACAGUCCUGAACGGAGAUUUAUCAGUCAAAUACAGACGGUUAAAGCAUUUAAAGAGAGAGUUACCCAAGCUCGUAGCAGCAAGUAACAACAAUAGCAAUGUUACUGCAGAACAAGAAGAUACAAUCCAAGACAUGGAAGCAGAGAUAUCUUUUCUAGAAGGAGAGAUGGUGCAUGGAAAAGCUACGUUUCCCAACAAUAUUACCUUGACAAACUUUUUGGAUUAUUUACUCGUUCCAAGCCUGGUUUAUUGGAUGGAAUACCCUAGAACAGAAAAAAUCCGUAUUUGGUAUGUCUUUGAAAAGACGACUGCAACACUGGGCUCCUUCUUGAUGUUAUAUGUCACUACAGAGCGUUAUAUACUACCCAAAUUAUAUGAUCCGAGUAUGUCAGAACCACGGGUGAUAUUGGAGCUCCUAUUCCCUUUCAUGAUAAAUUACUUGUUCAUCUUUUAUAUAAUCUUUGAAUGCAUUCUAAACGCAUUUGCUGAACUUAGCAGAUUUGCGGAUCGUAAUUUCUAUGAUGAUUGGUGGAACAGUGUCACUUACGAUGAAUUCGCUCGUAAGUGGAACAAACCAGUUCAUCAUUGGCUUCUACGACAUGUCUAUGCCCAAUCGAUCCAAUCGUACAAACUCUCCAAGUUCAAUGCCACCUUUGUUACUUUCUUAUUAUCGUCUAUAUUUCACGAGCUGGUGCUGAUCAUAACGAGUCGAAAGAUUAGGCUGUAUAUGUUUGGUAUCCAAAUGCUUCAAUUACCUAUGAUUGUCAUCGGUCGAAUGCCUCUUUUCAAAAAGCAUUUCUGGUUGGGUAAUUCUUUUUUCUGGUUGUGCAUGUUUUUUGGACCACCCUUGCUAGGUAUCUUGUAU
Mycotypha africana is the source of this 1293-nucleotide messenger RNA. RefSeq names its product MBOAT, membrane-bound O-acyltransferase family-domain-containing protein. Gene Ontology annotation, biological process: ergosterol metabolic process. The record is from RefSeq and is a predicted model, not a curated record. The transcript is spliced from 4 exons. Gene Ontology annotation, cellular component: endoplasmic reticulum membrane. NCBI's taxonomy places the organism in Eukaryota, Fungi, Mucoromycota, Mucoromycetes, Mucorales, Mycotyphaceae. The annotation marks the transcript as partial. Gene Ontology annotation, molecular function: ergosterol O-acyltransferase activity.